This is a messenger RNA of Temnothorax curvispinosus, 2189 nucleotides long. RefSeq lists its product as uncharacterized. Gene Ontology annotation, biological process: proteolysis. NCBI's taxonomy places the organism in Eukaryota, Metazoa, Arthropoda, Insecta, Hymenoptera, Formicidae. The coding region runs from base 1 to 2187 and encodes 728 amino acids. The transcript has 7 exons. Gene Ontology annotation, molecular function: serine-type endopeptidase activity. The record is from RefSeq and is a predicted model, not a curated record.
AUGGAAUUUGCGCGAACCAGUGGAUUAAUUACAUCGGUUCGUCAGUAUGAGCAAACAUUGUGGAACUCUACAGUCUCUAAUAGUUGGUUUACCGAAGGUCUGGUUCAAGGAUCGCUGCUAUUAUGCGAUUUGAUCAGAAUAGGAGAAGAGAUUCGAUUUGCGAUUAAUCAUUAUUUCAAAACGUAUAAUAUGACCUUAUACGAGGCUAAGGACUUAUCACCGCGCAAGCUAACACAAAGUUUUAAGUUUUUCAGUACUAUAAAUGAUGCCGCGAGUUUCAGCAAAAAAUUAUUUAAAUGUUUAUUACCGGUAACAGACAAGAGGAAACUAACAUCAUCUUUUAAUUUGGAUCGAGCUCUUGCAAAUUUAGCGAAAGAUUCACCCGAUAACACUGUGAAAUCAUUUAAGUCCAGACUUGAUCGAGAAUUCGUUCGUUCUGUACCAAGUAACGGCACAACCAGUGAACAAUUGUACAUGCUGCUAUGUCAUUCACUUGUUGAAAGGGCCAGUCAUUACAGCGAUUGUAUCAAAGAGUUACGACGUUUCACAAUUUGCACGUCAUCAUCGAGUGAUCAAGACUCAAACAAAACAAUCGUUCAUCAUAGAUUUCUUGUCAAACCAUGGUUAACCGUUAUUGAACGUUUAAGUGAAUGUAAGAUUAAUAUUGAUAAAGAUGGCAAUCCAAAAAUUCGCUGCAAAUUCGCCGCAAAUCGAAGACUGCCGAAGACUACAACGCAGCAAGUGAAAUAUAUUUACGAGAAAAUUUUAGACCGACGAAUACCUAGACGGUCAUCUCUUUACCGUGUUGCGAAUGAACUCGGGAAUGUACUUUCCAGAAGCAUAUGGGGAAGCCAACUCACGUAUGACAUAUGUCAAUAUUUUAUGAUUUAUCAAGAAGGCUACAGAAGAUUGAAUACGCUUUCGAAAAGUGCCACUAAGGACAAGAGAGCGGCUAUGAGGUAUAAAAAGAUGGUUAUAUCAUUGAAUAUGUAUAAAAAUGGAAUAUUAAAAGAAACAAUGCUUGCUGUUGGAAAUUUUCAUUGUUCCGUGUUAGAGAUUCAAAAGUUUCUUAUUCACGGUAUUAGAAGCUCUUUUAAAGAGUCCUGGCACAGUCAUUCUAAAAUUCUCGUUUGCUUAUCUGAAUGGAUAACAAAACUUCUGGAAUUAUUUGGAUGUGCAAAUUUAAGUGAUACAGAUGUUGAUACAUCGAUUUCUACUGAUACUCCGCCGACUAAUAUGACAGAUAUGACAGAUUCAGACAGUGCAAGUAAUGAAUUUGAUGAAAAUAAUGAAAUGAGAUAUCUUGCUAUAUAUUCUAAGAAAGAUCAAAUAAGAAAAAAGGCCGAUAUUAUUUUUGAAAGACUAAUGCGUUCAAUGAAUGAUGUAAGUAGAAUGCGAAGCCAAAAUAACAAGAGCACUUUAGCCUGUCUCGCAAAUAACUUGCUAUUGGUCACUAUGUUCAUGGAAACAAUUAGUUUGGUUUCUACAUUAUUCUGUUUGGGGGAGCACAAAGAUGAAUCUAACAUCGAAGAAUUGGCGGAAGAAUGGCUCUCUUUACAUAAUUCACAUGGAUUUUUAUGCGGUGCCAGUAUAUUAUCGAGGACGUGGGCCAUCACUGCUCUUCAUUGUUUAGUACCGUCGACACAAUAUUAUGUACGGGCUGGAUCCAAUAAAACGGACAGAGGCGGGUCUGUGCAUAGGGUGACGAACAUUCAUGUAUACAACGACACAUAUCACUCUUGGUUCUCGAGGUUGUUGGAACACGAUAUCGCACUUUUUCAAGUAAAACCACCAUUUUAUUUUUCGAGAACCGUCCGAUCAGUUCGUUUACCAAGAUCAACCCACGAAAAAUCAUAUGAUGAACUAUUAGUUUGUGGUUGGGGAUACAUAAAUAAUAAAGAAGUGAAGAAUGCCAAAACUCUUAUGGGCGUUUAUGUACAGCAUGUUCCGUACGAAAUUUGUGUUAAUGCCACUUCCUCAUACGCAAUACUCGUCAAAGAUGACUAUCAUUUGUGUUACGGAACCCAAGGAAAAGAUGCGUGCUUCGGAGACUCUGGAGGAGCAUUGGCCAGUAAAAGAACAAUUUACGGCGUUGUAUCUUUUGGUCAUGGCUGUGGAAAAGUGGCUGGCGUUUACGUCAAAGUUUCGUAUUAUCGAGAAUGGAUUAAAGCUGUUGCAAAUUUGUGAUC